CGCCACGGCCCUCUCGAGGAGCAGCCCAACGCGAGACUGGCGCCUCUCGUCGCUCCCGGCGACACCAACCUCGCUGCGUUCGUCGCCCAGACCAAGCCAAGGUCCAUACCGACAGUGCUCUCAGGCGCGCACGCUAGCUACCCGGAUCUAAGCAGCGCGCUGACGGACCAGUCGACAUCUACCUCGGAGACACCGCCACCGCCACCGCCAGCGGUAGCCGACAACGCAGGCCCCGACUCACGGCCGCCGAUGCUGCGGUUCCGCACGUUCCCGCACAAGCCCUUCUCCGUGUCUGACCUGACGGCGGGCGUGUGGUGCGAGCUGCAGUACUACUACACGCUGACGCGGCUGCCGGGCGGCCGCAAAACGCGCACGGCAGCCAUGCGCGGCGGCACCAAGAUCCACGAGAGGCUGGAGCGCCAGGUCUUCACCACGGUGCGCAUCGACGUGGCCAAGAAAGAGGACGGCUUCGGGCUGCGGCUCUGGAACAUUGUCGAGGGCCUGCGCUCGCUGCGCGACACGGGCCUGACGCGCGAGCUCGAGGUCUGGGGCCUCGUCGAGGGCAACGUUGUGAACGGCGUCAUCGACGUGCUGAGCUACGAGAACCCCGACCCCGAGCUCGAGGAGGACGUGCUCAGCAGCCGCCGCCGCAGCCAGGGCUCCUCGUCAUCACAAGAACAAGGCGGGACUGCCCCUUCUAGUAGUAGCAGCAACAAGCGCGAGGUGUUCGUCAGCGACGUCAAGACGCGCGGGUCGACGGCGCCGCCGUCGCAGGCGCAGGUGCGCGCGGCCACGAUCCAGCUGUUCCUAUACCACCGCUUCCUCGCCGACAUGGCCUCGGACAAGCUCGACUACAUGCGCAUCUUUGCGCGCUACGGCCUCGACCCGGACGAGCCCUUUUCCGACGCCUUCAUGGCCAACAUCGACGCCCUGCACGACGAGGUCUUCCCGUCCGACGAGGACAAGUCGGCCUCGGACAGUGCUCCGGCCGUGUCCGAGAUUUCUGCGCCAGCAGCAGCGGCCGCGGCGACAACAAGAGGCCACCCGUCCGUGGAAAUCAACAUGAGCACCCUCGGCGGCGCGAGCACGUCGUCGUCGUUCACGCGGUACGGUAGCCUGCGGGCGCUGCUGACGCUGCUUAAGUUCGAGCUGCAUUUCACGUUUCCGCAGGGGGCCAGUACGCUAGGGCGAGUAGUGGCGGUCGAGUACCGGUACCGCGCAUGGGGAGAGCGCCAGCAACAGAAACAACAACAACAACAAGACGGGUCCGUCAUCUGCGUCAACACGUUCUACGUCGAGCCCGACAUCCUCGACCAGUACCUGCGCGACACGAUGCAGUGGUGGCGCGGUGAGCGCGAGCCGCGCGGCGUAUCGCUCGAGGAGGCCUUCAAGUGCCGCUCGUGCGAGUUCGUCGGCGAGUGCGACUGGCGCAUGAAUCUCGACAACGAGGCCCUGCGCAAGGCACGCGCCGCACGC
Molecule: messenger RNA, 1476 nt
Organism: Lasiosphaeria miniovina
Lineage: Eukaryota; Fungi; Ascomycota; Sordariomycetes; Sordariales; Lasiosphaeriaceae
Product: exonuclease V
Exons: 2
Biological process (GO): interstrand cross-link repair
Cellular component (GO): nucleus; mitochondrion
Molecular function (GO): single-stranded DNA 5'-3' DNA exonuclease activity
Source: RefSeq, a predicted model, not a curated record